AAAAUAAAAACAUGUCCGAGCCCAAGGACGAAAACAGUGCACGUGGGUAUGAUUAUGAGAAUGAAAAUAAUAACACAAAGUCUGGCAAUGGUGUAGAUACAAAAGAUGAAGACUAUGGGUAUUAUUUCUAUCCUGAAAGAGGGGGUACAAAGCCAAAAACUUUUUAUGACCGGCUAUGGUCAACCGAUACUUCAAGGGAUUGGAAGUGUGAAUCAAAUGUUUUGUGGUGUAUAAGAAGAAAUCCAAUGGUAAAACUGUUGAUGAGAGCAAUGAAGAGUCAUGGUUGUGAGAUUAAUCUAAGACGACAUAUUUCUUGUGAAGAUUGUUUAGAAAGAGUUAAUGGUGGUUUUGAUCCUGUAAAGAAUCAGGUUGUUAUAUGUCAGAAUAACACUGGCAAAAGAAGUAUAUGUUGUAAUGUCUUAGCUCAUGAAUUUACUCAUAUGUUUGAUUACUGUAGAGCAAAAGUAGAUUUUAAAAAUAUAGAACAUUUAGCCUGUACAGAGAUACGUGCGGCCAAUUUGAUGCAUUGUUCUUUUGCAGCAGCUUUUGCUUCUGGUGACGCCUCACCAUUUAAUUAUAAACAACAACAUGCUACGUGUGUCAAAGCGAAAGCUCUUCAUUCAAUACUAAUGGUCCGUAAUGUUACACCAGAAGAAGGCAUAGAAGCAGUGAAUAAAGUAUUUGAUAAAUGUUAUAAAGACUUAGAACCUGUUGGUAGAAGAUCUAGAAGAAACUCUCGUGACCCUGACUGUGCGCUAGUUGAAGGAACAUUUUAUGGAUACAUCUGAUAUUAAUCGGCAUUAGACAUUUUAUGAAUUAGGAUAUAAUUAGGAUUAUAUCUUAAAGACAACUUUCAGAAUUAAGAGUGUCACAUUCAACAUUUAAUGAUUUGUCAUUAGCAUAAUUUCAAAAAUUCUAAGUGCCAUUAUAUAAAAGACAAUUUUCCAAAUUAACAGUGCUACAUUUGAUGAUCUGUUAUAAGCUUAAUUCUAAACUCAGAAUUUGGCCUAACACUUAGAUAGAUAAGAUAGGUGUUAUGAUCAAUUCUUGUGAGAAAAAUAAGUUUAAUGUGUGUUUCAUUUUAAGCUAGAUUGAUCAGUUAGAACUAGAAUUUUAUCUGUUUUAAUUGGUAUGCCUAAAAUUAAUCUGACUUGGGUAAUUUGAGAAAGUCUCUAAGAUCAAAGUAGUUUUUAUUUGAUUUGAAUUUGAUACAAAAAUUAAAAGAAAAGUAUGUUUUAUUUCAAUAUCUAAUAUUGAAAUGCAGAACCAUUUGGCUGUAGUAUUAUUGGUGUAACAGUGUGCAUGCUUUUAUGACUAAGAAUAUUUGUAAACAGGUUGCUAGAAGUGAACAAACGUUUUCUGUUAGUCCAUCCAUCUGUCAGUCAGCAUUUCCUCGUAAAUCUGAGGCCAGUUUUGUUAAAAAAAAUUUAUGUGAAGAUUUGAGAUAAAAGGAUGGGCCUUAUCCGUCCAUCUCUUGGAAAAUGUGGACGCAUAUUGCAUGGCAAUUGCUUGUUCAAAUUUUGGCGCAUUAUAGUUAUGCAAGUUAGAGAGGUUGAUAAGAAUUUUGAGACAAACCAGAUUUGGAAAUUGUAGUGUUUUUGAAAGAUCUGUCUUGUAUCAAUUCUUUUGCAUAUCUUUGUCAUGAAUAAUGUUAUGUUUUUUUAGUUGUGUGCAAGUGAUUACAAAUACUUUUUUUAUAUACAACUGGGGGUAGUUUUUUCUUUGAUGUGCAUAGCAGUUAUAUCUCAUAUCAACCUGUCAUGACGUCAUCAUAGGUUGAUAUAUUCGGUUCAUAUCAACCGCUGAUGAGGUCAUGACGUCAUCUCAGGUUGAUAUAUUUGGUUCAUAUCAACUGCUGAUGAUGUUGAUGAUUGAUAUAAUACACAGAAAUAAAUUUUUUUCUUUUGACAAUUAAAAAAAAUGAUGGUACAGUUUGUAGCAUUUAGCACCGAAAUAGACGGCAUACUUAUCGGCAUAUUUAAAUCGGUUAUUCAUGUCUAAGAUAUCUUUCAGAAUUUUCUUUUCAGCGACAUUUCGAUUAUUUCUCCACAUACUCCAAGACUUGAGAAAGUGUUUAUAGCCCAAAAGUUCCUUUGUAAAGCAUUUUUUGGUACAGUCCACUUAAAUCUUUCUCUGAACAUACCGAAAACCUUCACAGUUCACUGUCAGAAUUAUCAGAAACGAUCGCCUUUUGAUCCGAAUUUUCUUCAGCCUUUGACUAUCAACUAGUAGAUCCUCGUCGGAAUUUGCAUUCACAUCUAUUCCACCAUCAAUCUGUUUGCUAAAAAGAAUUGAUUAUUCGUCUGAUAACGUAUUACUAUCCAUUUUGUUUAUGCUUUCAAUUCAUGCUUCGCCCGCAUGUUCUCUGUCCCAUCAACCUCAGGUAGGUUAAUAUCCUAUACAUAAAACCACAAGAUUUGUAGAACAUGCUGGAAUGGUUAUAGUAUGUUUGUUGUGUUUUAUUAUAGAAUCAGUUCAACUCUUACAUCCACUAAAAAAUGACUUUGCACAGCAAUGACUACAAAUUUCUAUCUUGAUUAUUAUACAUGUACUCUAAAACAACAAAUCAGAUCAUCUUUAUGUAUCAAAAAUUGUAUUUCUAUUCAUAAGAAUCCAACAUAAUAAAAUAUGUUACCGAUUUGUAUUUUGAUAUAAGAUUUUUUAUCUCAUUUUUCCAAGUGGUAACUUUAAAAGCAAAUGUAGAAUUUGAGAGAAAUUUUAAUAUGUUCGAUAAGAAGUUGAUAAAAGAUCUUUUGAUUCAUAUUUUAAUAGUAUAAGAAAAAGUGCAUUUUACAGUUCUAGGUGUUCUGAACCUUUGUGUGAGCACACAAAAUUGACCAAAUGUCUUCUUACACUGUUAGCAGUGAAGAGUAAAAUAUUUAUUAAGAGUAUUCAUUUUUUUUUUACUGUAUUCUAUAGAUAGAAAUAUUUUAUUAAUAAAAAGAAAAUAAUGUUUUACAGAAUUAUGUU
This is a messenger RNA of Patella vulgata (common limpet), 2970 nucleotides long. RefSeq names its product mitochondrial inner membrane protease ATP23 homolog. The coding region runs from base 12 to 788 and encodes 258 amino acids. Gene Ontology annotation, biological process: mitochondrial proton-transporting ATP synthase complex assembly; mitochondrial protein processing. Gene Ontology annotation, molecular function: metalloendopeptidase activity. The transcript is spliced from 6 exons. NCBI's taxonomy places the organism in Eukaryota, Metazoa, Mollusca, Gastropoda, Patellidae. Gene Ontology annotation, cellular component: extrinsic component of mitochondrial inner membrane. The record is from RefSeq and is a predicted model, not a curated record.